AUGGCCGCGAGGUUUAUUCUCGUCCCUCCCGCGCCCGUGCAACACGCGCCAUACAGCGUACGCUUCAACACCGCGGUGACCUCCGACAAUAUGAACGGCACGCAGCAACCCGUCGCGUCCAUGGCCGCGCCGGCCGAAGAUGGGUCUAUACAAAGAGGGAGUGGAGGAUCAGGCCGCUCCGGAAGUGGGAGGUCGCGACAGAACCCGCAACAACAGCUCUCGACCAUCGAAAAGUCCGUCACACAUCUCCUGGUCGCUACGAAGCAGCUCCUGGAAACCCUCACGAUGUGGUCAACAGCACGCGCAACCGAAGGCGAGGUCUCCGAUGUCUACGUACGGCUGGGAUAUGAGUUCAAUAUCGCUUGCAGGGCGUUUAAUGCGAUAGGAGUGGACACAUCAGACUUGGGACCGGUUCCGGACAUGCUACGGACUAUAUUGGAAGAGACGUUGAGCCAGGAAGCAAAUCAACAGAGCUUGGAAAAGUACUUGCCGAGGAUAAGGGACAUCAUUAUAAAUCUGCUGCAUGGGUUGAAGAAGAAGCAACAAAGAUUACGACAGCGAAGCAAUCGAGAUGGUGCUGAAGCGAAUCGUCAGCCCCGGCAGGCUUCUUCGGCCAGCAGCGUUGCAUCAAAUUUGACAGAGCAGCUGGAGGAUGUGCCAUCUCGACAUCCCAGCAAUCGGUCGUUUGCGCAGAGACAGGGCAGUGGAGACAUCAGCGCUGCAGAUCUGCCUCCCAGGACGACCAGUGCUGCAGUGAACAAGGGCUCGCCGAAGAGACACGCAGUCAGCCCUCAGAACAGCGUCAGCAACGGUCAUCCACGACAGGAUGUCAUCAGCAACGACUCUGGAUCGUCCAUCUCCAGCACGAGCAUGCAGAACAUGCCUGUUAUUGCACCCUACCCCGAGAACGAAACGAUGCCAACGAGCGAGAGCUAUGAACAAGAACGAGCAGAAAUUCCACCCAGAAAACAACCACAGAAAGCGAAUGAUGCACUGACUGCACUGCAACGAGGAGGAGACUUGGAACGAAGAGCUUCGAGGCGAUUCUCUGCAUACCAAAUACAGAAGCAUCUUGGAGCGGCGAUGCCCGGGAUGCCUGCAAUACCACCUUCACAGAACUCGCCCAUCCCGAAUAGAGGUCGUGAUGCUCGCGAGUCUUUGAAUGCUGUAAGAUCCCGUGGAAGCGCCAUCCACGAUCGGGCCAGGUCACGCAACCAGAAGACAGGGAAUGAGGCUUCGCCGAACAGAGACAUCGAUAGGCGGAUAUCAGAGGAGUCGAGUUCGCACCAAGAAGAUGAUCUGCCUGCGCCAGGUAAAUCGUCUACGGUGCAGGAGCUACCGGCUAGUCCACUGGUAAAGACGCCGGAGGAUAAGCUCGCGGACACUUUCUUUCCGCAGGCAGAGGAAUCGUUCAGCGCCACUGUGAAUGGACCUAUGGACGAGCCAUUCGUCCCGGUUGCGACACCCACAGAGCUUGAAAGGACGUCUACUGUCAAGCUGUCAAGGCACUCAACACGACAGGGACGCCAAUAUACCCCUCCAGCAUCGCAAUUUAUUCCCGAAGGAUCGCCUCAGGCUGGCAAGGAGCUUACACUAUUCUUGCAGUACAAGAGCAAGAUCAAAAAGUUUGUGUUGCCCGACGGCGGCGAUCUCACGAUACCCAGAUUACAGCUUGCCUUUAUCGAGAAGUUCGCAUGGAACACGCACAACAACGGUGUCGACUUGCCGGAAAUUUACAUACAAGACCCAGUGUCUGGUGUAAGGCACGAAUUGGAAGACUUGAACGACAUCAAGGAUCGAUCUGUAUUGGUCUUGAAUGUUGAAGUGUUGGACGAGGUCAAACGGCAUUUCGACGACGGCAUUGGUGGGCUCAGACGCAUUGUGGAGGGCAUCAAAACCAGCAUGGACGAUCAACAGGUCACUAUCCAAAGAGUCUCCGACAGGCAGCAAGACACGGCAAAAGAGCUGGCAGUCAUUGCAGCUGCGCCGGCUCCCGUCGCUGCGAUCCCAGCUGGCUCUGCGACGGCAAGCAAAGACAUGGGCCAGCUCAAGGAAGUGCAGUCACUACGGCGAGACCUCGCUGUGGUGCGACAAACGUAUACCUCCUUCGUGUCCGACAUGCAAGCAUCCAUGACCACUCUUCGCACCAAGGCUGCCACGGUCAAACAGGCCGCAGUCGUCUCUGCAAUCCCAGAGAUGGACAACAACACCGGUCGUGCCUACGUCAACAAUGGCAAGAAAUCCCUUUCGGACGACAGCGAAAGCAUCGUCAACCGCGUCGACGACCUCCAGGAUCUCGUCGAAGACCUCCGUAAAGAUGUCGUCACUCGCGGCGUCCGCCCUCUUCCCCGCCAACUCGAAGAGGUCAGCCGCGACAUUAGCAUUGCCACUUCGGAUCUCAAGAAACUACAAGAAUUCCUCCGCAAAGAGAAGCCAGUCUGGACGAAGAUAUGGGAGAAAGAAUUGCAAGUCGUCUGCGACGAUCGCGAUCUGCUCACCAUGCAGGAGGAGCUCGCCGCGGACUUGGAAGACGACCUCGAGAAAGCCGCGCAAACCUUCGCGCUCGUGGAGCAAGCCACCAAACAGCAGAACCUCGCCUCUCCGACUGCGAACGGCGGCGCCGUCCCAACCGGCGUGCGCUCCACCUCACGCACGCUCGUGCCCAUUCCAACCGCCGAUCCCGCGAAAGCAAAAGACAGCGUCCUCGGCGAAGUCCGCGCUCUCCAACCUAAUCACGAGUCCCGCCUCGAAGCGAUCGAACGGGCCGAACGUCUGCGCCAGCGAGAACUCGAGACUCGACGUGAAGGUGAAUUCCAAAAGGAGCUGGGCAAUUUCGUGGAGGAGGGCAAACUCAAGAAAUCUGGCGGCGUCGAGGAAGUGGAACGGCAGAGGAAGUCGAGGGAGGAUCGCACGCGGAAGGAAAUCUGGGAACGUCAACAGCAGAGAUUGAGGGAAAUGGCGGAGAAGGAGGCCGCUGCGGCUGCGGCGGCCGCUGCGGAAAAGGAGAAGGAGGCUGAAGGAGCUGAGAGUGCGGAUCCAGCUCCUGUCCUGGCGGUUGACAAGGAGUUGCCGCCUGUUCCGACGGAGGAAGAAGAGGAGCCUGCGGCCGCUGAUGAGGCUGGCGGAGAUGAGAAUCCCAGCAAUGCCGCGUCCGAUGAAGAUGAAGUCUUUGAGGAGGCGAAGGAAGAUGCUGCUGCUGCGCCGCCAGCGGAUGAGCCUGCUCCUUAG
This is a messenger RNA of Zymoseptoria tritici IPO323, 3228 nucleotides long. RefSeq lists its product as uncharacterized. The coding region runs from base 1 to 3228 and encodes 1075 amino acids. The record is from RefSeq and is a predicted model, not a curated record. Gene Ontology annotation, cellular component: cell tip; cytoplasm. Lineage: Eukaryota; Fungi; Ascomycota; Dothideomycetes; Mycosphaerellales; Mycosphaerellaceae. Gene Ontology annotation, molecular function: cytoskeletal regulatory protein binding. Gene Ontology annotation, biological process: establishment of cell polarity. The transcript is spliced from 4 exons.